CCCGGUCGCGGCCGGCUACGACAUUUAUUUUAAAAUGUGAGAAAUGUAAAGAACAGUUUAAUCCUAGAAGCAAGCUGUGGACCUUGAGAUCACAGUGGGCACAUGACUAUGGCACAGACAUAUAGUAGGCUUACAGUAUGUUCUGUUUUGUUGUGGAGUGACGUGGCAUGUCUGAUUUGAACUUCCUAGCCAGCAGCCGAGACAACUUCCUCGUAUGGUAGUUUUCUUUUGGUCAGGCAGUCAGCAUGUCGAUUUCGGGCCAUGCUUUUAGAAUGUUGAGUCGACUCGGUAACCUGACAGGUGGAGACUGAGAAGCGCACAGGUGGAGACUGAGAAGAGCACAGGUGAACUGCCAUCGUUUACAAGAUGAGCUACUACAGUGAUACGCCAAGUGUCGACGAUGAGUUGGAGUCGCUAGAGUAAGAAUGUCUUUCUUAUAAUUUUGCCUAUUCGUAAAUCUUAUUUUAGAGCCUAUCUGAUCAAAAGGAAAUUAAAGUAUUCUUCAUAGGUAGUGCGUUUUAGCAUUGUUCAGGAAGGAACGCUAGGCCAAGAUCUGAAAGGCGUUCUAGAGAAGGAAAUCCCUUCACUAGGCAUCAUGGUAUUGUUUUCAACCCCAAACUUAAAAAUGAAUGAUAUAAAGCCAUUGAAUCUUAAAUAAUAUAAUUUAAAUGCCUAAUAUAAGCUAGUUCAACUGUAAUAUAAGCUAGUUCAACUGUACCCCAAGAACCCAAGAUAUAAGCUUGUUUUACUCCAUUGUUUGUUAAUAAUAUAAUUGUAAACAAACACGGUAUAGUUUCAAACUAUUUUUAUCGAAUGGGUGUCCUUGCAUAUGUAGCUCCGUAGAUUAAUUUGAGUGGUUACAUUUCUCUAGCUCUAGCUCCAUCCUUCACCUGUUUACCAAAAAAGAAGUGGGGUGACUGCUUUAUUGUUGUUUGAAUUCCAAACUGCCUCUUUGAAUGAAGGCAAAAUAAAUAUUCAAGUUCUCACUACAUGUCAUUCUGUUGUACCUAUUCUAGUGCAGGUGUUGGCGCUGAGUUUAUUGAAGUGUGAAAUAAAUUCCACUCUGCCAUCUGCAAUGCAAAUACCCAACUUUCACAUCUACAUUAGUUGCGGUGAUUUUUUCUGCAGCUGUCUUGUUUGUUUGGGGGGAAACAGCUUUGAAGUGACCUCUAAAGUGCCUUUGCAUGGUGAAGUCACUUGAGAACAAUUGGUCAGUGUUUCUUACACACACACACACACUGCAGCGGUUCAUUACAUGGUGGCACUUUACUUUUCAGAUCUUACGGUGUGUGCAUGUUUCUCUUGUCAGUAAUUAUUUGGGUUUAACAUGCACUUCCUGCUAGUCUAUUGCACCUUAGCGGUACAUCACUUCACACCCAGUGACAUGUCUGCUGUGGAUUUCAUGAGUCUGCUCACCACUCACAUUAGUGAUGCAUGUCUGUUAGCUGCUGUACUCUGAUUGGCUUUGUCCGUCUUCCACCUCUCCCAGAUGGUACCACUUUGACCUGUCCCGCCAUGCCGCUGAAGCUCUCCUCCUAUCCAAUGGGAAGGAUGGCAGCUAUCUCCUCCGAAACAGUCAUGAUGGUCCUGGCAGCUUCGCCCUCUCUGUCAGGUGGGCCUACCUAACCCGUCCCUCUUAAAAAGUAAAAGGUCUCCCUCCCUCUUCCAUGCCCCAUUUCAGAUGGAUUCCCAUUCACCACAUGCUUGUUUCUGUCCUUAUACAGAGCCAAGGAUUCAGUUAAACAUUUCCAUGUGACACGGAAAAGCAAUGGCUACGCUUUCGGCUUCAAUGAGUUUGCGUCCUUCCAGGACUUUGUCAGCCAUUUUGCCAACCAACCUCUGCUGGGCAGUGAGACAGGUUGGCUUGAGACCAGUCCUUCAGACCUUACUGAAUCCUAACUCUAAACAUUAACCAUUUCCUAGCUGUUUAUUUAUAUUUUCAAUGACUGAAAUAUAUCCCAUGGUAUACCCUCAAGACCCCUAACAUGAACCUUGACCUUUCACUCAACCAGGUACCCUCAUUGUCCUUAAAUGCCCGUAUCCAUGGCGUGUAGAAGAGCCGUCCAUCUAUGAGUCUGUGCGGGUUCACACAGCCAUGCAGACAGGACGAACAGAGAGCGACCUGGUGGCUAACGCUCCAUCGGUAUGAUCACAAGCUCAUUUAUUAGUGAAGCAAACACAUGGGUUAAUCAUAACAACAUAAUUACUUAGGUCAAGUAUCACAAACCUCAUGAGAUGACAUUGUUUUUUAUUGAUUUUGUUCACAGUUUGGAACAAAGGAGGGCUAUCUGGUAAAGUUAGGAGCAGUCGUAAAGGUGAGAGAAAUACACAGCUGUACAGGCCAGGUUUAAAGUUGUUCUGGUUGAAAGACUUUCAAUUUAUGGUAUUUUUUCAGAACUGGAAGCAGAGGUGGUUCACAUUAAACAGAAAUGAACUCAAAUACUUUAAGGACAAAAUGGUGAGUAGAAACCAUAUCUCUGAUAGCGGUCAUGGUUUAUGAUGCAGAUGUAAUAUCAUGAAUAGCUAGAUUUUAUUUAAUGUCAGUGUUUGUGACAGGAUGAUGUUGCCAUCUCUCAUUUGCUCUCCUGUCUUAGUUUGAUGAGCCUAUUCGCACCCUGGAUCUGACAGCAUGCUCUGCAGUCCAGUUUGACUACUCCAAGGACAGAGUCAACUGCUUCUGGUGAGCGCCAAUCCAUUGAGCCAAGAGUGGGCCUACCAACUCUGGUGAUUAAGGCCUUUACAGACUUUUGACUAACUAUUGACUGACUAUUAAUAAUACUGUUUUGACUAUAAUACACUGCUGUUAAAGGUCAGCCUUUCCUUCAGGUUUUUUUUUGCCACUGGCGCUAGUUUCAAUGUUCAAUCUUGAAUUUGGUAAACCUCAGUAGGCAUUUUUAAACAUGUUAUCUGUUGAUUUCACUUCCGCUUACAGAGGAAUAUAAAAUAUGGAUAGUGGUGACCGAUGGCAGUGGCAGAUAAGAGGAAGUGGAACCAGAGUGAUGACAGGAGAAGUCCUAACCUCCACUCGGCUAUUUUCUUUUGUUGCUGGGUCUCUUUCUGUAUCUGUUGAUAUUAAACCUUGCAUUAAUACUCAUUCGGUCUCUUAUUUAGUUUGGUGUUCCCUGAGAGGACAUUUUAUCUGUGUGCCAAGAGUGGUGUGGAGGCAGAUGAGUGGAUCAAGAUAAUACGAUGGAAACUGGUGAGCCCAUAAUCCACUAUCACUAUUCAAAUGUAUAAAACAGAAACAAAGCUUGAACUGGCUACCUUAAUCCAAAUGCUUAACUAAUGGGGGUAGAGCCUAAAAAAUGAAUGAAUGUUUAUCGUUUUCAGUCACAGAUAAGAAAAGGAAAAUGACAACGUGAAGUGGAUGAGCUGUGACCGAUGUCAGACAAGAGGCAUAUUCCCACAGUGAACUAAUUGAUCUUAACCUUAAGUCUGGUAGCUUGUCACUCCUGUUAUCCACAGAUAUCCUCUCUGCUCCCAAGACAAAAGUCAAUGGGGCUCUCUGACCAUCAAAAAAAGAAUGUCCAUUUUUGACAAUGUAAUUUUCAGGACAUGCACAAUGACAAUGUUUUGGAUCUAAUCUUUUUUUUUUUAUAUAGACUUAAGUUCCUCCAGGAAUUGUAUUUUCUCUAGAUUGACUGACAUCUUCACUAGUUGACAUUUACUUGAUCUUAAUUUUACUUAACAAGAUGUAACCCUCAUACUGUGAAUAAAUAUUUAUUUUAAUAAAGAAAUUAGCAA
Coregonus sp. 'balchen' is the source of this 3744-nucleotide messenger RNA. NCBI's taxonomy places the organism in Eukaryota, Metazoa, Chordata, Actinopteri, Salmoniformes, Salmonidae. The record is from the annotation of a GenBank genome assembly.